AUGUGAAAUAAAAAAUAUUAUUAUUAAUACAACAAAAUGUGUGUUGCAAAAUUUAUUGUAUAUAUUCUGUUGGUUUUCGAAUUAUACAUAGAGAGGUCUAUCUCAGAUUCUGGCCAGACAUGGAACUGCAGUGCCAACCAUAUGGAAUUAAUGUCCAGGAAAGAAAUGACAAUCGCUCAUGGACUUGAACUUAAGGGUUCUGGUUCUGGUUCUGUUUCUGGUUCUGGUUCUGUUUCUGGUUCUGAUUCUGGCAUUCGGAAGCAGGUCUCACUGCGGACAGGCCAUGCUCCAUUGAGUGAAGAGGCGAACUCCAACAGGCAUGACGAUAUCGAUGGGGCGUUUCACUUUCUAGUAACCGGCGGCUAUCGUCCCGAGAAAAACGAACUGGUAAAGUUUGUUGUCUCAUUGCGCACAAAAGAGCCACGUAAAUUCUUUGGCGACAAUCAUUUUUGUGGUGGCAGUCUAAUAUCUGCCAAGCUGGUUCUCACGGCGGCCCAUUGUCUAUUUAUUGGGAGGAGCAAGAUUCAGGCCAGAAAGUUGAAGGUCGUUGCUGGUGCGCCGCGUCGUCUACUGCAGACGGUCAGCACCCAGGAAAUGAAGGUGGAGAAAGUCAAGCCACAUUCAAAAUUCUCAAGCACUCGCCUCGUCAAUGACAUUGGCAUUGUUAAGCUUAAGGAUGGCGUCCAAACAGAUGAAACGUUCGUUGCUAUCAUACCCUUGACUGAUCGGGAUCCUCAGCCUGGAAAGCAAUGCACAGUCGUUGGAUGGGGUACAGUUAUUCAGUACGGCCCUAUCCCCGACGAGGCGGUCAACGCAGAUCUGUCGAUUAACACAUAUGCCUUCUGCUCGAAACUACAAGGAUUCACCAAAGGCAUGAUUUGCGCCUCGAACGCAAAUGAUCACCAAGCGGACAGCUGCCAGGGUGAUUCGGGUGGUCCCCUUAUUUGCGAGGGUAAAAUAGCUGGCAUUGUUUCAUAUGGAUUCGGAUGUGGUGUGCCCAAUUCGGCUGGCAUCUACACCGAUGUGCAUCACUUUCGCAAGUGGAUUGAAUCGAAUGUGGCAACAUGCCACUUGCCACUGGCCAAUUGGUUGCACUGCCUAAUAUUAGCAGCCAUGCAACUGUACUAUUUAUAAAAUGUAUGCUUUAUAAUGCAUCGAAUUUUGCGCUUUAGAUGUGCAACAGGUGCGGCAUUCUGCAUUUGACAAGCCAAAAUUGAGUGAAACCAUGGCCCUGAAGUCGGCCCAGCAAAUCCAAAACAAGCGACAAAAUGCGGUAACCAUUACGCUCACUUACACAUACACCAACACACCAACACACCAACACAGCAACACUGCAACACAUCAACACAGCAACGGGUGUAUUUGUGCAGCCGCACACAAAUGCUGUGAUGGGCGCACACUCAUUUUGGUCAACGGUGGUUUCUGGUUUAUGGGUUUGCUGCCACAUAACGCACUGUUUACUGUCUCUGACAGCAAUUAUCACAUCACCCGCGAAGCGCACAAGUAUCUGCCAUAAUAAAUGUUAUAUAUGUAUAUGUUGGGUGGCUGAUACAUCUGUGUGAGUUUUGAAAAUAGUAAAUAAACGGCUAAGCAGAAAAUUGUAAACGUAAA
This is a messenger RNA of Drosophila grimshawi, 1611 nucleotides long. RefSeq names its product anionic trypsin. The transcript has 3 exons. Bases 37 to 1134 code for a protein of 365 amino acids. Gene Ontology annotation, biological process: proteolysis. The record is from RefSeq and is a predicted model, not a curated record. Gene Ontology annotation, molecular function: serine-type endopeptidase activity. Lineage: Eukaryota; Metazoa; Arthropoda; Insecta; Diptera; Drosophilidae.